AUGAAGGAAGCUGCUGAGAAACUUGUCUACUACGAGGAUCUCUAUUCUAAAGAGGCUGCCGAAAUCGAAGCAAAAAAACAAAGCGCUUAUGCUUCACAAUCCUUCUACAAACCCGCUGAACCUAAAGUUAUGUUAGUCGUUAGAAUCAAGGGUGUUAACAAGCUUUGCCCACGUGUCAGAAAAAUUUUCCAGCUCUUCAGACUUUUCCAAAUUCACAACGCCGCUUUUGUUAGAAUUAACAAAGCCACUCUUCAAAUGUUGAAGCACAUCGAACCUUUCGUCGCAUGUGGAUACCCUUCCGUCGAAACCAUUAGAAAGUUAAUAUACAAGCGAGGUUACGUUCGUGACGGUAUGGCAGGAAAACAGUCUAGAAUUAGAAUUUCUAACAAUGAAAUCAUCACCAAAAAACUUGGCCACUUAGGUGUAACCUGUGUCGAAGACAUGGUUUACCAAAUCUACACUAGCGGUAAAGCUUUCAAAGAAGUCAACAACUUCUUGUGGACUUUCAAGUUGCGAUGCCCAAAAGGCGGUUUCGUCUGUAAAAGACACGGAUUUUCUGAAUUCCGUAGUGGUGACUGGGGUAACCGUGAAGAAUACAUCAACGAAUUGGUUCAACGAAUGAUUUAA
Dermatophagoides pteronyssinus (European house dust mite) is the source of this 627-nucleotide messenger RNA. RefSeq names its product 60S ribosomal protein L7-like. Lineage: Eukaryota; Metazoa; Arthropoda; Arachnida; Sarcoptiformes; Pyroglyphidae. The record is from RefSeq and is a predicted model, not a curated record.